AUGACGGUAAUGGUUGAAAGUUCCCCAACUAAGGCAGGUCAAGCUGUCACAACAUUGCCUCUUGGCCUGCUUGUUGUGUUGAGUGUAAGUACAGUUCCUUAUUGACCCAAUUGAUUCUUGAGACAUAUCUGUUGUAGUAGCUGAGACCUACAAUGGCAUAUUCCUCGUUGCCAACUUCCUCUCCCUCUUCCAGGAUUCUAAUCAAGCUAACAACUUUCAAGGCAAUACUCCUCACACUGGCAGUUGCCAUAUACCGCAUCACCUUACACCCAUUGGCUUCAUUCCCUGGUCUACCCCUUUGGGCCAUGACUCGACUCCCGUAUGCUUACUAUUUUGUAAUCGGUCGACUCCCUUACAAAAUCGCCAAGCUCCAUGAGGAAUACGGUCCAACAAUUCGAUUAGCACCAGGAGAGAUCUCUUUCAUUGACGAGGAAGCCUGGCAUGAUAUCUAUGUCAAGAAGGUACCUGGAUUUGGCCAAUUACAGAAGAACCCCACAGAUUGGAUUCCUCCUCAGAGUGGUGUCAGUGGUCUAGGACCUUAUCCACUUGCUGAUCAUGUUCAUUCUCGCAUCAGGUAUGUCAUCUAUAUAAAAACACUUAUGGAUCAAAAGAACAGACUAACGUUCAGAAGAGGAAAUUUCGCCGUUGCAUUCUCGGAGCGGUCCAGACGAGAACAAGAGCCUAUCUUGCUCAAACAUGUCUCUGAAUUCAUCCUCGCCUUAAAAGAAAAUAGUGGUAUACCACUAGAUAUGUGUAAAUGGUAUAACUUUGUCACAUUUGACAUUGGCGGUGAGCUUACUUUUGGCACUUCAUUUGAUUGUCUCAAGACUACCACAUUGCACGCGAGUCCUCUCAAAUCUCCCCAACUUCGUAUAAUAUGCUAAUUGGAUCAAGAUCUGGAUUGGAAAUGUCUUUGGCUAUGCCACUGGAGCAGCAAUUCUUGGAGUGACGCAAAACUUCUGGCCACUUACUCCUCUCUUGAUGUCUCUCGUUCCCAAAAAGAUGAGAGACGCUGCGGAAAAACAUACUCGUUCGACUGAAGAUAUGUUGACUAAAAGACUCGGCGAUACUGAAUCUCGGAAAGACUUGCAAGUACUGUUCUUUCCUCGUCCCAAACAAAUCUAACCUCGAGCAGUGUUCAGCCAGCCCUCAAAAACCUAAGUCAGACCGAUGGAGUCUCCUAUCAAGAGCUCCUCGAAACCUGUGUCUCAUUCAUCAUCGGCGGCUCAGAAACCACGGCAACUCUUCUCUCAGGCCUGACAUACUACCUCCUUGAGAAUCCUCGAGUACUAGCAAAACUCACCCACGAAGUCCGCACCUCUUUCUCCUCCCAAGAAGAAAUCAACAGUGCCAAAAUCCCAAACUUAACCUACCUCCCCGCCGUCCUCAGCGAAGCUCUCCGUCUCUUCCCGCCAGUCCCAGGCCACAUGCGGCGCGUCGUUCCAUCCGGUCACCACGUCACUAUUAGCGGCCACACUGUCCCACCUGAUACCCGCGUAGCAGUCGACAUAUACUCCACCGGCCACUGUUCCCACAACUUCUUCAAGCCCGAAGAAUUCAUCCCUGAGCGCUGGCUGGCUGACCCACCGGCGGAAUUCAGAAACGAUAAGCGGAAGGUUAUCCAGCCAUUCCUGGUUGGCCCGAGAGCAUGUAUCGGAAAGGCUUUUGCGCAGUUGGAGAUGAAGCUUGUGCUUGCUAGUUUGCUUCUGGAGUUUGAUUUGGAGCGUGUUGAGAGAAAGGAUGAUUGGUUGGGUGGAUUGAAGGUUAGGGGAUUUUUUAGUAAGGAUCCUUUGAUGGUUAGACUUGUUCCUGUGAAGAAGGAGUAA
Molecule: messenger RNA, 1826 nt
Organism: Hymenoscyphus albidus
Lineage: Eukaryota; Fungi; Ascomycota; Leotiomycetes; Helotiales; Helotiaceae
Source: the annotation of a GenBank genome assembly